GCUUUCUUCCGCCUCCCGAUUGACGUUCAGAUGCACGCAAGAUCAUCGUUCAACCUAAAUACAUUUCUCGCACGGUCAUAUUCUUCGAAGGCCAGCGCACUACAGUCUAUCAGAAGGUUUCAAACGAGAACGAGUGUCAAGAUGCCGAAAGCAGAAUGGAAUGGAGUUGUUAUCGCCGAGAGCGACAAGUUCGAGACGGUAGAGAACAACGUUUACUUCCCGCCCGACUCUAUCAAGAAGGACUACUUCAAGCCUUCGUCGACUCACAGCACAUGCGGUUGGAAAGGCGAGGCGAGCUAUUACACGGUGAGCGUCGAUGGCAAGGACAACAAGGAUGCCGCUUGGUUCUAUCCGAGCCCCAAGCCCGCUGCUAAGAACAUCGAGGGUUACAUCGCUUUUUGGAAGGGAGUUAAGGUCAGCGCUUGAUCUCGCGGUCAAGGUCUGAGAUGUCAACAGCUGCUGAGAGGUGGACCUUCAUAUGAGCCUUCACUGCGGGAAUGAAACAUUUUGUACAUAAAAUCAACAAGAAUACCUCACACUCCCAGAACAGUCGCU
Messenger RNA from Fimicolochytrium jonesii, 555 nucleotides. RefSeq lists its product as uncharacterized. NCBI's taxonomy places the organism in Eukaryota, Fungi, Chytridiomycota, Chytridiomycetes, Spizellomycetales, Powellomycetaceae. The transcript is spliced from 5 exons. The coding region runs from base 31 to 426 and encodes 131 amino acids. The record is from RefSeq and is a predicted model, not a curated record.